Molecule: messenger RNA, 2123 nt
Organism: Pseudocercospora fijiensis CIRAD86
Lineage: Eukaryota; Fungi; Ascomycota; Dothideomycetes; Mycosphaerellales; Mycosphaerellaceae
Exons: 4
Coding region: 459-2123 (554 amino acids)
Source: RefSeq, a predicted model, not a curated record
GUCAAUGCUCUCUCUGCUACACAACAUCACUGGCUUAUCGUCGAGCACCAUUCUGCCAUUCCCUGCUUCCGUCCAGCCACCCGGCGAUCCUUGCAGAGACACAGCUGCAGCUACAGCUUCGUCCUACUUAUUCUUGGUCUGAAUGCACAUACGGCACGGCUUGACAGCUCUCAAGCAUGCAUGCCUGGCACAUGGAGCUCUCCAUCUGCGCCCGCAAGGCUGAAAUCUUAAUGUUCCAUUCCACGGAAGCAGGCAAAGGUGCCGCCUUGCUUCACACCCGCCUGGACCUUGCGUAAGGCCGGCUCAUUGAUUGGACGCCGAACAUCUCAGCUCCCUCGCGGGCGGCAUUGUCCUGGCGCAAGCAAUGUGGUGGCAGCAGCCCUCACAGCCGUUGUGCUGCCUUACGUACCUGAGUCUCAUGGAGGCCAGGGCCUUGUGAGCUAUGGGCAGCGCUAUCCAUGAUCAGCUCAACGUUCGCACAGCAUGCGAUGAGGUCGUGUUGUACUUCACUUUCAGCCAGCAUUGUUGUUGACCGCUAUCGUCCUCUUCAUCUUAUUCCCAUCACACACAGCUGCACAAAAGUCAACGACAUCGAUUGCCUUAUUCUACUGACCAUGGCUCAUCAACCAGAGAAGGUGCCAUUGCAGCUCAGAACACACGACACUGCUCCACGCGGACGAGAGCCACCGCGCGACGACGCCUUGAUCCCGCUUGGCUGGAAGUACAAGCAGUUCUUUGGUCUGCCAUAUUAUGCCUCUCCACAGCUUCAGCUGGUUCUCGUGGCAUUCAUUUGCUUUCUAUGCCCAGGCAUGUUCAAUGCCGUCAAUGGCUUAGGCGGCGGUGGUCAGGCCUUCGAUCAGUCUCCUGCAAGCUCUGACUCCAACAGCGCUCUGUAUGCCACAUUUGCAGUCGUCGGCUUCUUCGCCGGAACCAUCACCAAUACCCUUGGUAUAAAGUUUGCUCUGGGCUUCGGUGGCAUCGGAUACUCAGUCUACAUCUCGGCCUAUCUCUGUUACAACCAUACUUUCAACUACGGCUAUAUUGUAUUCGCAGGAUUCUUCUUAGGAUGUUGCGCGGGAGUUCUCUGGAGCGCUCAAGGUCAGAUCAUGAUGUCUUACCCGAACGAAGCCUCGAAAGGACGAUACAUCUCGUGGUUCUGGGCAAUCUUCAACCUUGGAGGCGUGAUUGGUAGCCUUGUGCCCUUGGCCCAGAAUAUUCACAACACCUCAAGUGAGAGAGUGAGCGAUGGAACCUACAUCGGCUUCCUGUGCUUGACUUUUGCUGGUGCCUUGCUGGCCUGGACACUUGUCGAUGCGAAGCACGUCGUGAGGAUGGAUGGCUCUCGCGUCAUUCUCAUGAAGAAUCCAACAUGGAAGACCGAAUUGCUCGGGCUGUGGGAGACCAUCUUUACAGAUCCCUAUAUCCUGUGCCUUUUCCCCAUGUUCUUUGCGAGUAACUGGUUCUACACCUAUCAAUUCAACGAUGUCAACCUUGCACAAUUCAACAUCCGAACAAGGUCUUUGAACAACACCCUGUACUGGCUCGCACAAAUUGCCGGCUCAGGCAUGUUUGGAUUUGCCCUCGAUAUCAACAAGAUUCGAAGAGCAACGCGGGCAAUUCUCGCAUGGGUAGCUCUUCUAGUUCUAACGUUCGCGAUCUGGGGCGGCGGGUAUGCCUUCCAAAUGGGCUACACCCGUGCUCAGGUCAAGGCUACUCCAGAUGAGCGCAGAAGAGAUUGGACCGACAGCGACUAUAUUGGCCCUAUGUUCCUGUACAUCUUCUACGGCUUCUACGACGCUGCGUGGCAGACGUUCAUGGGUGCCAUGACAAACAAUGGCCGCAAGCUAGCGAAUUUUGCCGGCUUCUACAAAGGCAUUCAGUCAGCCGGAGCAGCCAUCAUCUGGCGAUUGGAUGGUCUUGACAAUGCACCAGAGUAUAUGACUCUGUUCAUCAGCAAUUGGGUCCUCCUUGCAGGAUCCUUAGUCAUCGCUGCCCCAGUGAUGUUCUGGAAGAUCCGUGAUACUGUCUCACUCGAAGAUGACUUGAGAUUCACUGAUGAGACGAUGGACGACAUCACUCUAUCCAUACCCAAAAUGUUCCAAUUCUACAACCCAAACCUCUGA